This is a messenger RNA of Melitaea cinxia (Glanville fritillary), 3498 nucleotides long. RefSeq names its product rho GTPase-activating protein 39 (gene RhoGAP93B). The record is from RefSeq and is a predicted model, not a curated record. Gene Ontology annotation, biological process: signal transduction. Gene Ontology annotation, cellular component: cytoplasm; cytoskeleton. Bases 116 to 3412 code for a protein of 1098 amino acids. Lineage: Eukaryota; Metazoa; Arthropoda; Insecta; Lepidoptera; Nymphalidae. Gene Ontology annotation, molecular function: protein binding; GTPase activator activity. The transcript has 23 exons.
GGGAUGAAGUAAACACUCAACAUGGAUGGUUUCUAACUUCUUUCGUUCGGAUUUUAGAAUAAAUUGUAAAAAAUGCUUUAGCAUUAUUUAGGAGGAACCAAAUAAAAUACAUAAAAUGUCGUCAGAAAGGGUCGAAUGGGUGGAGAUUAUAGAACCGAAGACAAAGGAGCAUAUGUAUGCUAACCUAACAACUGGCGAGUGUGUAUGGGAUCCUCCUGAGGGUGUAAAGGUGAAACGUACAGAUUCAUCACAAUGGUGGGAAUUAUUCGACAUAAAUACUCAUAGAUUUUAUUACUAUAAUGCUUCAACACAGAGUACUGUGUGGCACAGACCUACAGAUUGUGAUAUUAUCCCCCUAGCAAAGUUACAAACUUUAAAGCAAAACACUGACCCUCAAAAAAGACGAGAGACAGCAACGCAAACAAGUCAAGCUGUGCCGCAGAUGGCCGCUACUCUAGAACCGAUUAGUAGCAAUGGCAACAACACCGUGGCGAGUGUCAGCAAACUGUCUCCGAGCAAUACCAAGAAUGUCACUAUCACACAAACCAGCCCCGUGCGUACUAGGAGAACUCACUAUCAUCACAGGAAUAGUGGGGAGAGUAGGCGUGGACGGCUAAGUGAAGACGGCACCACUGCCAUGUGUCGCCACACAGAUUCUGGUCGUUCUUCGGAUAGCAGCAUUAGCAGUGCGCAGCAGCGGCGUAAGCAGGAGCUGAGCAGUGGCGCGUGUAGUGCGAGCGCGUGUACGCCGCAACUGCGCAAGCGCACGAGCGCGCAAACCGCUCACCCCGCUCACCCCGCUCACCCCGUCCACCCCACUCACCCUGCGCCACCCCACGAUGGCGACAAAUGGUCUCCGCACUCCGGUCUUAAUCGAAGCGGCAGUUUCGUGUCGCCUCGGAAGGAUGCCUCAGAUGAUUCCAUGCACGAAAAGUAUUUUAAAUCCGUCGAAAGCACACCUUUAAUGAGACGUAAGUUAAAACAGCAAUCAACCGGGGGUUCGUCAUGCGAUUCAGCGUCACCACAGAGUCCGAGCAGUCCAUUGCAGAAACCACAACCCACACCAUUCUUACAGGCGAGCGCGGCGCGGCCGUCGCUGGUGUCGUCCAUCUCGCUGGCGGCGGACGGCGCGCGCGCGCUGCACUCGCUCGAGCGCCCGCAGCCGCUGUCGCGACACGGCCGCGAGCGCUUCUCCGACAGACACCUAGACAAAGAACGUCUCGCGGAACUCGAACGUAUGGAGCGGUACCCGGAGAAACAAGCCGUGUACAGUGUGGACAAACCCUUCCGUCAAACCAGCCUCGACCUUCGGCACAACGCAUCUAGCUGGCAUCCGCCUCGGGAGUUCACGAGGCGGCAGCAGGCGGAGCCGGAGCGCUACUCGUCGAGCAAGGCGUCCGUGUCGUCGGGCGGCAGCGGCAAGCACCGCGCGCCGCACGAGCCGCACAACUUCACGCGCCUCGCCUCCGCCAUCGAGCAGGACAACGUCGCCGCCGUUAAUUAUAAACUGAAAUGCGUCAAUUUGGAACCCGCUCUAACGGAGCCCAAUGUACAGAAGCACAAUCAACGCCUAGAAAGAACUUCAACGCCACGGGACCGAACAAAAUCACGUCGGCAUAAGCGGCCUGUAGAAGAAGAUCCGCAAGUGGACGGCGAGGACGAAGACGACGAAGGAGGUGGCUCACCUCUUUAUUGCAACUGGGACCUGCGUGGCAUGCAACACUUAUUGCCUCUGCAGGACUAUAUUAUACAACAAGCUAAACUGUCUAGUCGAGGACGCUACGCAGCCGGGUCGGAGUCGGACGGCGAGUCGGGCACGUCGCGGUCCCGGUCCGGGUCGGAGUCCCGGUCGCUGUCCGGUCACGAGCCGGACAACGAGUCGUCGGACGGCGGCGCGCGGACGCCGGACGACGACGACGGCUCCGGCGUGUACCUGCCGCACACGUACGCGCACCGCCCGCAGGACGUCGAGUACAUGAACCACGGCGUCUCGUACUACAACACGUUCGUCGGGUUCGAGCGCGACCGGCAGCCCUCGCCCGGGAUACAUAGGACGUCGUCUUUGGGUGGAGGAGGCAACAGUGCGGGCGCGGGCGAGGCGAGCGGCGCGCGCGCGGACGGCGCGCUGUACAGCCCAGUGCGUGCGCAUGCGCACUCGCACCCGCACCCGCACGCGCACGCGCACCCGCCGCCCGAGCAGGACAUCGAGAUCUUCGCCAAGGACAACCUCAACUUCAAUAAGGGAAUAUUCAGGAGGAAGGCGUCGGUCCGCGACAUGCUGUCGUGGACGUCGUCGUCGAUUAGCGCGCCGAUGGUGGGCGCGGAGUGGGACAAGGCGCACAAGAAGGCCGCCAUCGACCUGUUCCGCCUCGUGCAGAUCUACAUGGGCGACCGCAAGGCGCGGCCCGGCAUGACGCUCAACUCCGUCGCGCAGGACAUCCUGCACGCCACCUUCAGCAACGAGAAACUCCGAGAUGAACUCUACGUUCAGCUAUGCAGACAGACAACGGAAAACCCUCUCCGAGAUUCGCUCCUCCGCGGCUGGGAGCUGCUCGCGGUCUGCCUCGCCUUCGUGCCGCCUUCUCCUGCCUUCCAGCCCGCUCUUACUAAUUACGUUAAUAGACAUCGAGAUCCGGCAUUUGCCGACUGUUUUCCAGAGGUUGGUAAAUGGCCGAUCCACGUUCAAGUAUCACACUAUGCGAGCGUAGCAUGUAAAAGACUUGAAAGAAUUGGAUUCGGAGGAAAGAGGCCGCCGCGGAAACCAAGCACUGAAGAUAUUGAUCAAGCUAGAAUCCAGAUCUUCCGGCAGUCGAUGUUCGGCAACACGCUGGCGGAGGUGAUGGCGCUGCAGCGUGAGCGGUUCCCGGCGCGCGCACUGCCAUGGGUGCAGACGGCGCUGUCGCAGCAGGUGCUGGCGCUAAGCGGCCGCGAGACCGAGGGCAUCUUUCGCGUUCCCGCUGAUGUCGACGAGGUCAACGCGCUCAAGGCCAAGAUCGAUAACUGGGAACUGCCCGACGCGACCAUGCUCACCGACGCGCACGCGCCGGCCAGCCUGCUCAAGCUGUGGUACCGCGAGCUGUACGAGCCGCUGAUCCCGGACGCGCUGUACGGCGCCUGCGUGGCGGCCGGCGGCGACUUCGGCGCCUGCUCGCGCGCGCUGCAGCGCCUGCCGCCGCUCAACCGGCUGGUGCUGACCUACCUGAUAAGCUUCCUGCAACAGUUCGCGGCCCCGGAGGUGGUGAGCCAGACCAAGAUGGACUCAUCGAAUCUGGCGAUGGUGUUCGCGCCCAAUUGCUUGCGCUGCACGUCGCCCGACCCACGCGUUAUUCUGGAAAACGCGCAUAAAGAGAUGACCUUCCUCAAGACUCUCAUCACCAACCUGGACACGUCGCACGUGCGCGACCUGCUGUGACCGAAUGAUCCAACCAAUCUCAACCUCUGCAACAACAACGUCGUCGGCGCCACCUAGCGACUGUUGCGUGUAAACCUUUACGAAAU